This is a messenger RNA of Salvelinus fontinalis (brook trout), 973 nucleotides long. RefSeq lists its product as uncharacterized. The record is from RefSeq and is a predicted model, not a curated record. NCBI's taxonomy places the organism in Eukaryota, Metazoa, Chordata, Actinopteri, Salmoniformes, Salmonidae. Bases 268 to 873 code for a protein of 201 amino acids. The transcript has 4 exons.
GGGACGCUUCUUCAGAAACAACAACGCGGCUACUCUUUCAACCACCUCGGUAGCUUGCUAGCCAACAUGAAACCGAUUGAUUGACGCGUUACACCGUGUUUGUGUACAUUAGCUAAUCUCAGUGUUUUAAACACAUUUCUGUUGAUUUAUUAGCUGAUGACCUUUAGCCUAAUUUGCUUGUUCAAUUUGCAAACUUGUUUAAGAUUGAUACUGAGCCUAGCACUAGGCUAGUCGCUAAUGCUAACUAACUAGCUAACAUCCCCGACAAUGAGCUCACUAAACUACUCCUCCCCUGCUAAAGAAGAGGGGGUCUGCUGUAUGGAGAAAGAAGCUCUGGGACUGAACAAUGUCGUGGAAGAUGAGGCUGUUACAGUGAAAGAAGAGGAGGCUGUUACAGUGAAAGAAGAGGAGGCUGUUAUAGUGAAAGUAGAGGAGGCUGUUAUAGUGAAAGAAGAGGAGGCUGUUACAGUGAAAGAAGAGAUAGCAUCCUCUUCCUCUCUAAAAGUUUCUAUCUCAAUAAAGGUGAAGGAGGAAGACGUUUUGGGAGUGAAAGAGGAGGAGACAGAAUAUCAGAUUAACACCAGAGAGAGACAUGACUAUCGUGGAUCCUCUGGGGAGCAUCAACAACAUCCUGAUGCUGACGAGGCAGAGAAGAGUCUCUCCAGAUCAGAACACCAGAUGGACAACGCUAGCCCUUCCUGCCUCCUGGAGUCCCCGUUUCGUGCCUCUCCCGGUAGAGGAGACUCUAGAAGAGGCAGACAAAACUCCAUACACUUCAAUGUGGAGGAAAACCAAACUUGGACGAACCAAAGACGUCCAAACCAGCAAGUCGACUCCUCCGCUCCCAGAUUGGAACGAGUUUUACCAAGUUAGGAAGCCUGAAAAUACAUGAGGGAAUAGAUACAGGGCAGAAGCCUUUCCAUUGCUCCCAGUGUGGGAUGAGUUUUAAGCGGUUAGACACCCUCAAAGCUCA